Molecule: messenger RNA, 450 nt
Organism: Candidozyma auris
Lineage: Eukaryota; Fungi; Ascomycota; Pichiomycetes; Serinales; Metschnikowiaceae
Gene: BUD31
Product: U2 snRNP complex subunit BUD31
Exons: 1
Coding region: 1-450 (149 amino acids)
Biological process (GO): mRNA splicing, via spliceosome
Cellular component (GO): spliceosomal complex; nucleus
Source: RefSeq, a predicted model, not a curated record
AUGCCCAAAGCUAACAAAAGAAAGAUCCCCGAGGACUUCGACAAAGUCAAGCCAACAAUCGAGAAACUACAACUCAAACUCAAAGAGGCCCAGCGGAAAUCCAUCAAAACAGAAACCAAACAGACCUCUCUUUGGCCCAUCUUAAAGCUAGAUCAUCAGAUAAGCAGAUAUGUCUACAGCAUGUACUACGAGAAAAAGCUCAUUUCUCGAGAACUCUACGAUUACCUUCUUCGACAGAAGUACGUGAAUGCUGACUUGAUUGCCAAAUGGAAGAAGCAGGGCUAUGAGAAGCUUUGCUGUGUCAAUUGUAUUAUAGCCAAAGAAAAAAAUCAUGGAAGCACAUGUAUAUGCCGAGUACCACGGCAUCAACUCAAAGAUGACCAAGAGCACCCUGAAGGCUGUGUCACUUGUGGUUGUCAAGGAUGCGCCAGUACGAACAAGGACGAUUGA